AUGAUUCUAUUGCUUGGUGGUGAUAUAGAAACUAAUCCAGGUUCUCUUGAUAUACAAAGAAUGGGAUUAACAUGUCAAGUCAAAGGAGUUAUUAAAGGUACUGAACAUAAGGGGUCACUCAGAUUUAUGAAAGAUAUGUCUGGAGCAAAUGUAAUAAAUGAUGACACAUUUGCUUACCAGCAUGGCAAUGAUGUUCAAGUAGGGGGUUUUAGUUGGUCUCUCUUCUUUAACUGGCAUCCUGUACCAAAGAGAGAGCUACAGAGAAUAAAAAAUGACCAUACUGCUCCAGUCAGAUCUCCAACCAUGGCUGGUGGUUUAUUUGCGAUUGACAAAUCAUAUUUUGAAGAGCUUGGUACUUAUGAUCCAGGGUUUGAUAUCUGGGGUGGGGAGAAUUUAGAACUUUCAUUUAAGAUAUGGAUGUGUGGUGGUGUAUUGGAAACCAUUCCCUGUUCACACGUUGGGCACGUUUUCCGUAAAAAGUCGCCAUACCAUUUCCCACCAGGAACUAAUUAUGUAAACAAAAACAAUAAAAGGUUAGCCGAAGUGUGGCUGGAUGAAUAUAAAAACUUUUAUUACCGCUUACAACCUGUGGUGGCUAACACUGAUGGUGGUGAUCUCUCAGAAAGGUUUGCUCUCAGAGAGAGGCUUAACUGCAAGAGCUUCAAGUGGUACUUAGAAAAUAUUUACCCAGAAUCCUCCUGGCCUGUCAGUUAUAAGACAAUGGGAGAG
Saccoglossus kowalevskii is the source of this 729-nucleotide messenger RNA. RefSeq names its product polypeptide N-acetylgalactosaminyltransferase 1-like. Gene Ontology annotation, molecular function: polypeptide N-acetylgalactosaminyltransferase activity. The record is from RefSeq and is a predicted model, not a curated record. Gene Ontology annotation, cellular component: Golgi apparatus. Gene Ontology annotation, biological process: protein O-linked glycosylation. Lineage: Eukaryota; Metazoa; Hemichordata; Enteropneusta; Harrimaniidae.